Messenger RNA from Anisakis simplex (herring worm), 1203 nucleotides. The record is from the annotation of a GenBank genome assembly. NCBI's taxonomy places the organism in Eukaryota, Metazoa, Nematoda, Chromadorea, Rhabditida, Anisakidae.
AUGUUGUGUGUAUCAUUGCGAAUCGUAUCACGUCGAUGUUUAUCCAGCAAACCAACAACUUCAUCAUCAACGUCAACAGUAUUUCGACCUCGAUGUCAAGCUUUACCAUCGACAUGCUCAGUGCUUCAGUUCUCUUAUCAUACAUCGAAAUUAGUGCCAAAAUCCCCAUCACUCCUUCAGUUUAGGAGUUUAUCAUCUGCCGAGAAAAUCUUUGGAUUGGAUCAAGAUAUCAUGAAUAUCCCAAAUCUGCCACCGGUCCCUUUACCGCCUGAACCGUCAUUAUCAGUUGAAGAGUUAGUAGCAUCAGGUCAAAGUGUUUUGCAUGAACUGGGAUUGAUCAGUUGGUGGAAACCAUCUGGAUAUUUUCGAAUGGCGCUGGAAGCAGUUCACAAUCAUCUCGAUUUGCCUUGGUGGGCCACCAUUAUGUGUGCAACACUAUGCCUACGACUAGCGAUGAUUUUCGUACCGAUUAUGUCACAGAAACUUGUUGCAAAGCAGAGUAUGUAUAAGAAAGAGUUGGAUGAGUUUAGAGACAGAAUUAUGGAGGCCAAAAAGGAAGGAAACAAUUUACUACAGCAACAAAUCUUCCUUGAACAACGUGACUUCUUGAAGUCGAAAGAUAUUCGUUUAGGGCGACAAUUUCUGAUAAUCCUCGCAAACGGCGGUGUGUUUGCUACUCAGUUCUUUGCGAUUCGUAAAAUGGUCGAAGUGAAUUUCCCCGGUUGGAGUAAUGGCGGUGCGUUAUGGUUUACUGAUCUUACAAUGGCAGACCCUUAUUAUGCGUUGCCAUUGAUAUCAGCCGUUACUAUGGGUAUUGUUGCUAGGGUUGGUAUUGAAAUGGGAACGUCAGCUGAUCAAAUGGGCCCUGGAAUGAGACUUGGAAUGUUAUAUGGGUUACCGGUGUUCAUUUUCAUCGCGAGUUCACGUUUUGCAUCGGGUCUCUGUGUAUAUUGGUGCACAUCGAACUUUAUCUCGCUCAUUUAUUCAGCUGCAUUCAGACUGCCUUCUGUUCGGAAGGUAUUUAAAAUACCACCCGUCAUUCGACACGAAGUAGAACGGAAAGGAGAUUUGAAUGCGUUCACUUCUUUAUACCGAAACUAUAAAGAGCAAAAGGCUCGUCCACCAACAUUGGAGGAGCUGAGUAAAGAAGAUGUUCAACGAUUCAAGAAAGCCGGUCGAGCGAAACCAAUCGUAAGGCGGUGA